AUGCGAACCGUCUUUGACCGUCUCUCGACAGACCCGUCCGUUCGUGCCAUUGUUUUCUCCGGAUCCGGUGAGAAGGGUUUCUCGGUUGGCAUAGAUCUGAAAUGGGUUUCCAACAAAGAUUCACCAUUUAUGGCCCGGCCAGACGAGAUCGUCGAUCCAGGCAGACGGGCAGUCACUACUCUUCGACGAUUUGGGGUUGAAUUCCAGGAGUGUAUUUCUAGUAUUGAGAGGUGUGAGAAACCUGUUAUCUGUGCCAUGCACGGCUACGCACUAGGCAUGGCAAUGGACGUCUGCUCGGCGGCGGACAUGCGAAUCUGUUCUAAAGACACCGUCUUCUGUGUCAAAGAAGUCGAUAUCGGCAUUGCAUCUGACAUUGGGAUUCUCGCACGGCUCCCAAAGGUCGUUGGCUCAUAUACAUGGGUCAAAGAUGUAGCCAUGUCUGGCCGAAAUUUCAAUGCGGAUGAGGCCCUCCGAGUUGGGUUCGUGAGCACUGUCCUCCCAACAAAGAAUGAUGUGAUCGGUGAAGCAUUCAGAGUUGCAAGGAAUCUGAGCGAGAAAAGCCCGGUCGCGGUACAAACAAUCAAACACUUUUUGGAUUACAGCCGAGAUCGCACCGUUGCUGAAGGGCUCCAAUACCAACUAGCGUAUAAUGUCGCAGCGGUUCAAACCAAGGAUGUUCCAGUUGCUAUUUCAUCUAUAUUAUCGAAGGAGAAGCCCAUCUUUGGAAAGCUCUAG
Molecule: messenger RNA, 735 nt
Organism: Aspergillus oryzae RIB40
Lineage: Eukaryota; Fungi; Ascomycota; Eurotiomycetes; Eurotiales; Aspergillaceae
Exons: 3
Coding region: 1-735 (244 amino acids)
Cellular component (GO): mitochondrion
Molecular function (GO): delta(3,5)-delta(2,4)-dienoyl-CoA isomerase activity
Source: RefSeq, a predicted model, not a curated record